Molecule: messenger RNA, 1974 nt
Organism: Fraxinus pennsylvanica
Lineage: Eukaryota; Viridiplantae; Streptophyta; Magnoliopsida; Lamiales; Oleaceae
Source: the annotation of a GenBank genome assembly
AUGGCUAUUCCUUUGUGGUUGAAAUGCAAUCCCUCUCUUCCCCUCUUCUUCUUGUCAUUAUUCGUUACAUUCCCACAUGUAAAAUCAGGAGAUGCAGAAGCACUUCUUGCAUUAAAGGCUGUAAUUGACCCAUUUAGUUUUCUUCAAUGGGGAGGAGGAACUGGUUUCUGCAAGUGGGAAGGGGUUAAAGAAUGCAUGAAUGGAAGGGUCAUUAAGCUUGUGGUUGAAAGAGUAAAUUUGACUGGCACACUGGAUGGGAAAAGCCUGAAUCAGUUGGAUCAGCUUAGGGUUUUAAGCUUUAAAGAAAACUCAUUAUCUGGGUCAAUUCCACAACUCUCUGGCCUUAGAAAUCUGAAAUCUCUUUAUCUCAAUGAUAAUAAGUUUUCCGGCGUAAUUCCAGCAAGUCUUUCGGUCAUGCACCGCCUGAAAGUGGUGGUUCUUUCUGGUAACAGACUAUCAGGUCACAUUCCUCAGUCUUUUGUUGCUUUGAGCAGAUUGUAUGUUCUUUAUUUGCAGGACAAUCAAUUGACAGGUGAUAUUCCACCUUUUAAUCAGACUAGUUUGAGAUUCUUUAAUGUGUCUAAUAAUUUGCUCUCUGGUGAAAUCCCUGUGACAAAUUCAUUGGUUAGAUUUAAUGGAUCUUCAUUCAGUGGUAACAUUGAUUUAUGUGGUGAUAAAAUUCAAAAACCGUGUAAUUUUGGUCCGUCUACUAGUCCAUCCUAUUCAAUCCUACCCACUGAAAAAUCGGGGAAUCAUAAGAGGAAAAAGAAGCUUAUUAUUAUAAUUGUUUCGUGUGUUGGUGGAUUUGUGUUGGGCAUUUUUGCUAUCCUGCUGAUUACAUGUUUGAAGAAGAGAAGUAAGAAAGAGGAGACGAAGAGUAAAGUGGUAGCACGAGGAGUUGAUGAAGGGACUACUAGUGCUGGUAGGGAUGGUGAUAAUAGGGGAAAACAAGGAGGAUUCUCGUGGGACCAAGGGGGUGAGGGACCCGGGAGUUUGGUGUUCCUCGGACCAGGGGAUCAGCAAAUGAGCUAUAGUUUGGAAGAUUUGUUGAAGGCUUCAGCCGAGACAUUGGGGAGGGGGAGCACGGGAAGCACAUACAAAGCAGUGAUGGAGUCGGGUUUCAUUGUGACUGUUAAGAGGCUAAAGGAUGCCAGGUAUCCAAGGAUGGAGGAGUUCAGGAGACACAUUGAAAUUCUCGGUAGACUAAGGCAUCCCAACCUUGUUCCUCUCAGGGCUUAUUUCCAGGCUAGGGAAGAACGCCUGCUCGUUUAUGAUUAUUAUCCCAAUGGCAGUCUCUUCACUCUCAUUCAUGGAUCAAGAGCUUCAGGUGGUUCAAAGCCUCUUCAUUGGACAUCCUGCCUAAAAAUAGCAGAGGACUUGGCAACUGGACUGCUUUAUAUCCAUCAGAACCCUGGUCUAACUCAUGGGAACUUAAAAUCAUCAAACGUGCUUUUGGGAUCUGACUUCGAGUCCUGCCUCACAGAUUACGGGCUAACACCUUUUAGAAACAUAGAUUCCGUAGAGGAAUCCAGUGCUUCUUCCCACUUUUACCGAGCACCUGAAUGUCGUGACAUGCGAAGGCCACUAACGCAACAAGCCGAUAUCUAUAGCUUUGGCAUCCUUCUUCUCGAGCUCCUGACAGGAAAGACUCCUUCCCAGGACCUUGUUGAAGAAUAUGGCUCGGAUAUUCCUAAAUGGGUGCGAUCAGUACGUGGAGAAGGGACAGAGUCAGGUGAUGAGCCGACAUCAUCUAGCAACGAGGCUUCUGAGGAAAAGCUCAGCGCACUUUUGAACAUUGCAAUGGCUUGUAUUUCAGUUGCACCAGAAAAUCGUCCUGUGACGGGGGAGGUUUUGAGGAUGAUUAGAGAGGCAAGAGCAAAAGCUCAGGUGUCUUCGAAUAGUAGCGACCACUCACCAGGAAGAUGGUCAGAUACUGUUCAAAGCUUGCCUCGAGAAGAACAUUUGAGUAUUUGA